AUGGCUCAUUAUAAAUUACGUUAUAUAAAAUAUAAAUUACCAAAAUUAAUUACUUAUUUACAUUUGAUUAUCAUUGAGGCAGAUGAGAUUGCAUUAAAAAGUGGUAGAAAACCACCAAAAUGUUCAUUAGAAGCACCACCAUCCAAUGAAACUACUUUGUUAAUUAUUGGUGGAGGUGCUGCUGGAAAUGCAGCUGCAGAAAAAGCUCGUAAUGAUGGAUUCACCGGUAAAAUUAUCAUAGUAAGCCGUGAAAGUUAUCUUCCAAUAGAUAGACCAAAAUUAAGUAAAGCACUUGGAAUGAAUGUUGAGAAAAUAGCUCUUCGAAGUAAAUCAUUUUAUGAUGAUUUAUUUAUUUCACUUAAAUUAGGAACUAGUGCAACUGCAUUGGAUCCCGUCUCAAAAAUUGUUACUCUUGAUAAUAAUGAAAAAAUAAAAUAUGAUAGUUUGAUUAUUGCCACUGGUGCAUCACCACGUGCUAUUCCAAUCCCAGGAAUUAACCUUCAAAAUAUAUUCUAUCUAAGAGCUUUUGAUGAUCAUAAAAACAUUGAUAAUGCCAUUGGUAAAGAAGAAAAGAAAAAUUUAGUUGUUAUUGGAUCAUCUUUUAUUGGUAUGGAAGUUGCGUCAAUCGCUGCUAAAAGAGCUAAUGUGUCAGUUAUUGGAAUGGAAAAGGUUCCAUUUGAAAGAGUACUUGGUCUUGAGAUUGGUGGAGCUUUAAAAAAAUUACAUGAAAAAAAUGGCAUUAAAUUUUAUCUAGAGACUGGUGUUAAUUCAAUUGAAGCUUCUGAAUCUGACCCCACAAAAUGUUCUGCGGUUGUUUUAAAAGAUGGAACCAAAAUCCCUGCUGAUAUUGUUGUAGUUGGUGCUGGUGUUGUGCCUGAAACUGGAUUUUUGAAGGGUACACCAGGAAUUACAUUGGAAAGAGAUGGUAGUAUUAAAGUUGCAGAAAAUUUCAAGGUGGAGGGUCUAGAUGAUGUAUAUGCAGUUGGUGAUAUUGCAAGAUUCCCUUAUCACGAAACUGGUGAAACUAUUCGAAUAGAACAUUGGACAUUUGCUGAAAAUACAGGAAGAGCAGCUGCAAGUGAAAUUGUCAUCAAAAAUCAAAAACCAUUUAAAAAAUUGCCAUAUUUUUGGAGUGCUCAACAUGGUAAAAGUUUUAGGUAUGCAGGUUACGCUAGUAGUUUCGACGAUGUUAUUAUAGAUGGUAGUUUGGAUGAAUUGAAGUUUGCUGCUUAUUAUGCACGAGGAGAAAAAAUAUUGGCAGUAGCUACAAUUGGUAAAGAUCCUAUUGCUUCACAUAGUAUUGAAUUGACUUGGAAAAUUCCCAACUGCUACUGA
Entrophospora sp. SA101 is the source of this 1335-nucleotide messenger RNA. The record is from the annotation of a GenBank genome assembly. Lineage: Eukaryota; Fungi; Glomeromycota; Glomeromycetes; Entrophosporales; Entrophosporaceae.